Messenger RNA from Diatraea saccharalis (sugarcane borer), 1720 nucleotides. Lineage: Eukaryota; Metazoa; Arthropoda; Insecta; Lepidoptera; Crambidae. The record is from the annotation of a GenBank genome assembly.
AAAAUAGGUAAGGAAUAUUGUAAACAAAUGUUGGCAAACCUUAUCAAAUAAAUGUCUAAAAAAAUAGCGUAUGCUUAUGUUACAGAAAAAGAAUUGAAAUGCAAUUCAAAUAUAAUUGCUUUUGAAUCAGUUUCACAGUACACGGCGUGAAAUUACAAAACCGGGAUGAGCAAGACUUCCUCCAUGAGCUAGAGGAAACCUUGGAUCUGGAUAUAUGGCAGCACGGAUACCCUGGGGAGACGGAUACGCUGGUGAUGCUCGCUCCAGAACACCGUAUCUCUGCCCUGGACCAAUUGGAUAGUAAAGGAAUUAUGCAUUAUUUGCAUAUUGCCGAUGUUGCCAAGACUUUAGAAAAGCAAGAUGAGGAAAUGCAAAUGUGGAGACAGACCAAAAGUAGAAAUGGAAAAAUGGUCCCUUUCGAGGAUUAUCCACGAUAUGCUGAGGUGGAUGAAUACUUGGAGAAAAUUGCCGCUGAUUACUCUGAUAUCGUCACAUUGGUCAACGCAGGAAGCAGCUAUGAAAAUAGACCCAUAAAGUACUUGAAGUUAAGUUCACAAAUUACAUUACAUAAGAGUAAGCCCAUAUACUUCAUGGACGCCAUGAUCCACGCCCGCGAGUGGGUCACCACCCCCGUAGCUCUGUACACAAUUCACAGGCUGGUGGAAAACCUAAGAGAUCAAGAUAGGGACCUGCUUCAUGACAUUGACUGGAUAAUCCUCCCUCUCGUGAAUCCAGAUGGAUACGAAUACAGUCAUACUGAUUUUCGCUUAUGGCGACGGACUCGUUCUAUUGGGUCUGCACUUAACAGUACCUGUAUAGGAGUCGACGCUAAUCGCAACUUUGACGUAGAAUUCAACACCGUUGGAGUAGGUUUACCCUGUAGCGAUACAUUCCCCGGCUCCGAGCCUUUCUCCGAGCCUGAAACGGCCAUCAUCAGGGACGUCAUGGCGGAACACGACGGGCGCAUACAACUGUACAUGAAUAUUCACAGUCACGGCAACUGGAUCCUGUAUGGUUUCGGCAAUAGGACUCUGCCUAGUAAUGCUGUCCACUUGCAUCAUGUCGCUGCAAGCAUGGGCGCUGCUAUGGACGCUCUCAAGUUGCCCGCGGCUGGAUUCUACAAAGUCGGCAAUAGCGCUUUAAUUUUAUACCAGACUUCUGGUAGUGCUCAGGAUUAUGGACAGGCGGUAGGAAUACCUUUUUCAUACACUCUCGAGCUGCCAGGCUACGGGUGGGCCUUCCAAGUACCUCCGCAGUUCAUCGAGCACAUUAAUGCUGAAACUUGGGAGGGAAUCGCUGUGACUGCUCGCCUCGCUCGCUCGUACUACAGACAACGUGAUAACUUUCUUCGUGGCAGCAGUAUUGCUACUGAUGUACGUAGCUAAGAAAGGGAUGCUAAGAGUGGGAGCCAGGGUCCACCUACCGCUGCUUCCUCAACAUGCUCAGCCGAAGGUCUUGACGCCAGUCGAACUUAUGCCAUUGAAGGUGGAGAAGGCGACCACGUAGGACAAAAUGUUGAAUGCCAAGUAUGAUUACCGAGAUUGAAGCGGAAUAAGAAGUAUGGUAUCCAAUGAUGUAUAAUUUUUUUGUAGAAAUGGACAGUAAAUAAACUGACAUAGAAGAAAUGGUGACUAUAGUAGACUUAUUAUGUUAAUCAAACGUGUAUUACGAUGGCCGCAAAGAACAUGCAUAUAUAUAUAUAUAUAUAUUUACAGAAAUA